UUUGAUUCAUAUUGUAAUUUAUUCAUAAAAAUGGUCACAAAUAUCAUACAAAGGACAUCAGUAGCACCAAGCAUUUACCAGUUAAAGAGGGAAUUUUUGCUCUGUUCAGCAACACGUUAAAGUACUCUCCAAACUAGUGUUUCUUUGUGUCACAAGACAUUUGUAUCAUUUACUUCGCUAUGGUGCAGUGAUGAUACUGGGAGUAUGCAACAGGGCCAUGUUUUUAUGCCAUUAAACUUCAUGAAAGUAUACGGAUCUCACUAUUUGACCCACUUUAUCAAUGUCUAAUUGGCAUACAGAUAUAUUUUAGAGUUAAGUAAUCAUGUGUCAAAUGUUCUGAUGAUAGAUACAUUUCACUUCUAAAAUUAAAUACACUUGAAUUAACUAAACACUGUACAGUACAUUUCUUGCGGAAAUAAAUUGCACCACAGCACGGUUUCGGGGCAGCGUCAUGUUUUGUGACUGCAAUGCCUUCAUAGAGGCGAUGGGCGUUUCUGGACGCAGAUGGCGCUGUUGAGCAUAUAUUUUGUUUCAGUCCCGUUUCCCUCCAUGGUUUCUCCUCUCUCCGACUAACUUAGCGUUUGGCUCAGUUCAUUAUACAGUCCUAUAUUCUCCCUCCAUUAGGGCAUCUCUGCCUUUGGACUGAAGAUCCCAGCAAAACCCCAGAGAUAAAAGUUUAACUUUCGUAGGGCACGAUGGACAUGAAAAAGAGGAUCCACUUGGAGCUAAGAAACAGGACACCGUCUGAUGUGAGUCGUGCUUUUUAAAACCAACCCUUAGUUUUCUUGCUAGCCCUGCUAGCCAGCCUGCUACUUUUUUGCUUUGAGAGUGACCUGUGUGGCUAGCGUAAUGGUGACCACAUGGGCUUUAGAUUGUGUUACUCGUUUAUAAUAAAGCGGAAAACACUCGUACAACAAGCUUAAUCUUUUUUACUGCUCGGGAUUGGGCGUAUAGCGGUAACAAGACGAGAAAAGCUAUAUUCAAUCGUUACUUUGAAACGGCGAUUCCUCAGCUUGCUGGCAUUAUUGCAGUGCUUUAACCGUUUCGCAGCCCCCUCGGUCAGUGGUGCACACACGAUCCAGCUCGAGUCCACCUUUAUAGCACAAUUUCUGAACUUAUAUUUACGCCAAUAUAUGAGGAAAUCUGCUUUCUGUGCCGCGUUUGGCAUUCGCAGAGAGGUAUAUUUAAUACAGACAUUGGAAGCCAUGUUUGCUGCUAGCAUAACUGCUAAAUGGGGCGCUUUUUCAUCAGAAAUGCUUUUAAAACUCCCGAAGGCGUUGUUGAUAAAACAGAAUUGUCCACCGCCAAACCCGUUAUGUCUUAUUUCCGUAGAGCACAUUGAUAUCAAUUGGCCGUAUUCAGCAGCGACAACAAAAACAGUCACUUGAUUCACGAGUCAUCCAUACCUUGCCCAUCUAACAUAAAGAAAAUAAUACGCCCACUAGUAAGUUGAUGUGUACUCCAACUCAAACAAUGAACUAUCCCCGUAAUCGUGAUUUCUUUCGUGUUAGGUUUAAGCUGUUGCAAUUCGCAAGUUUUAAAUGCAGUCUGCAGCAGCAAAUUCCCCCUAAAUAGCUCACACACUUCAACACAGCAACGUUACCGUCCUUUUUUCGAAACAUGUACUCAACAUUGCAUUUAUUACACCAAGUCUGGUGGUUCAGAUAAGUCAGACACAAUCAUUCAGACAGCAACCACCUAACUUAGUAUUUUGUUCCCGCCAUAUUACCCCCUUCGCUUCACAAGUCAAAGACAACAAAACGUGUCAAAUUGUACUCGAAACAGCAAGAACACAAUUGCUUUCCCUCCGACAAACAUCAUGAGACAAUGUUGGCGAUGUUCGCGACUAAACGCGUGGAUUUGUCGGCAAGCGAUUUCAUGAACACAGUCGGGCUGCUUGACUGACACGGAGAUCCGGUGCACCGCGCCUGGUGCGUGGGCAGUCAAAAAACUCGACGGUCGGCUGUUCCUCUCUGUCCAUGCACGGCAUAAAACUAAAUUAACACCCAAACAACCCAAACACCGUGUAAUGAACGUUAAUUAUUAUUUCACAAUGUACUUUUUGCCGUUGAACUGUUCAGAGAACUGCAUACUGUAUCUCAGGAAUCGCCAUGUUGUCAUUCUGUCGUCUUUGAAGCUCUGGGAGAAAGGAACCGUCUCCAUCUUUGUUUUUACUAAAUUUCCGUCCUCAACAUAUUUCCUUCGCCACUUCGACCUGAAAACGACGUUGUACCCUACAACAAACUGCCACUAUCGGUCGUUCGCUCGACGACAAGUAUAUUCCACUUUCCCACCUGAAAUCUGGUGUAACAAAAAAGAAAAGCUUUUCUAAGGGUGUAUUCGCAAUCCUUUCCGUUGCUGUUGGGUUGGCUAAUGGCGGGCAGACAGAUCUCUCUAGCUGCUCCUCUACCGCACGGCAGCGUUUAAAAGGGGCAAUGGCUAGCCUGUAGCACGCUAGCUCUCAAAAAUCAUUGCAUUUGUCAUUAGAGACUGCAUCAGUAGGCCAUGGAGAGCUACAGCCGCACUUUUACUCGGUUCAAAAGCUCAGUUCAUGAACUGUAUUGUCCGGAGAAAUUAAGCACACAAUAACUUUGGAUGUUUCAAAGAAGGCACGGUACUCUUGUCGGCGUUUGACUUGAGAAAUUGUGAUGUUUAACGUUUGAAAACAACUUUUUGCAACGUUUGUUUCAACACCGAAUUGCGCAACUAGUGUUAGCUUAAACUGACCCACACUAACUCCGCCUUCAGACUUGUUUUUCAUACAUUUCACAGUAAAUAACUGAACAAAGUGUUGUUUGGAGGCAUAUAUACCGCUUAAUUUUUAUUAUUUUGUUCGUCAGCUCGUUUUCGUGGUCUUUUUGUUUACACAUAACGGGCAAUAAACUGUUUAGUUUAAGAAAAUAACGGAGUCCCAACAGACCAAUUUAUAGUGCUGUAAAUUGGUCUGUUUAGAUUCCGUUAUAAUUACAUUAUAACGGAAUUAUUUUUACCCGCAUACUUCCAUUAAUACUUGUAAUAUGCAAAAUACAAUUAACCUAAAGAAAAAAGUGAGACAUUGUGAAACAAAGUCCAUAAAAGAUUAAAACCUUACACAGAAUGCAAAAAGUAGGGAAUUAAACAUACGGGAGAAAAAUGACUGAAAUCAAAACUCGCGAGGCAGCUGUAAACAGUAUUGCACACCAGUUAUCAGCAUUGAUAUAAGUGUAUUUUAGUGCAGAGUUGAAGAUACAAGGAGAAAUUUUUAUGUGAUUUGUACUUUUCUACAUUACAGGUACGAGAACUUGUCCUUGACAAUUGUCGAUCAUAUGAAGGAAAAAUUGAAGGCCUCACAGCUGAGUUUGUCAACCUGGAGUUUCUCAGUCUGAUAAACGUUGGCUUAAUUUCAGUCUGUAACCUGCCAAAACUAGGAAAACUCAAAAAGGUAGAUUUUUCAAUCUUUUUUCUUUAUGUUUAUUAUUAAUAAUGUUUCAUUGUCAGUGGUUAUUAUAAUGUAUUAUCCUCUACCUUGAUUUCAGCUGGAGUUGAGUGACAACAGAAUCAGUGGCGGCCUCGAUGUUUUAGCAGAGAAACUACCCAACCUCACACAUCUAAACCUGAGUGGCAACAAAUUGAAAGACAUCAGCACGUUGGAACCAUUGGUAUGCAUUUUCCUAUUUCUGUAAGCUCAUGUAUAAGCACCAUUGGUAUGUAUUAUCCUAUUUGUUUAAGGUGAUUUAUAGGCAAACCCACACAUAUAUAUAUUAUUACAUACCCAUAUAAAGUGAUUACUUUGCUUUUUUAACUUUAGCCUUGAGGGCUUUUGAAAUCCUAUUUCAAGCAAAAUUCUUCUUUGUUAGCUAAACAUGAAUUUUGCACAAAUGUGCCAUAUCCACAGCUGCAUUUAAUGUAAUUAAUUCAAUGUCACAAAUACUUAAUAAAUCCACAUUACAGUGAUGGUGUGCAUUUCCAGCUCACCUCUGCUUUGGUUUAAUGUGAAUCUGAAUAUUAAAGCUGUGUUGCUGUUACUCUCUUUUAUAUUGUGAAGCAGAAUAAAACAAGAAGGACAAAAAUUUGUUGUACACUCUUGAGCAGUCUGCAUGCACAAUUAACUCAGCUGCUGUUUUUUGUGACCCUGUAAACUUGAAUGCACAGUGUUCAGCAAACUGAAGCUUGAAGGAUGAAAUAACCAGACAUAGGGGGCUUUUUCCAUAACUAAAGAAUACCCCUGUGGUAAAAGUUGUUUAAAAUAUGUGCCAUUGACACAGAAUAGUUAAGCUUGAAGUGUCCAGUACAACAGGAAAUGUCAAAAGUACACAAACUUAAGCAUAUCCACUUUUUUGUCGUUGUAGUAGUUUAAGGAUGCAUAUGGUUCAACCCCAUUUAUGUUAGGCACACAUUGACAUAAAGCACUUGAGACACAUCAGUCAGCAGUUUCUCAUUGCAGUUCUUGACUAUAUUUGCUCAACAGCAAAAGCAGCUAACCCUGAAGAGCUUGGACCUCUUCAACUGUGAAGUGACAAACCUGAAUGACUACAGAGAGAGUGUUUUCAAGCUGCUGCCCCAGCUCACCUACCUGGAUGGUUAUGACAUUGAGGACAGGGAAGCCUCUGACUCUGAUGGAGAGGUAGAUGGAGAUGGUGUAGACGAUGAUGAAGAUGAGGGUAAGAUGUCCUUUCUGUAUUGAUAACUGCUUUUUCUACAUCCCUUGUGUCAAAUAAACAAUGAAAAAUUAAAGAAAAAGUGUAUUACUACCUAAAAUGAGAAUAUGUUCAUUUUCAUGGAAAAUGUGUCGGAUUUGGUCAUAAUAGCUGAAAUAAUUGCUUCACUUUUGUGCCUUACUGUUGUUGCGUUUGAACUUGCAGAGGGAGAAGAGGAGGAAGAUGAGGAUGGCGAGGAAGACGAUUUUGAUGAGGAAGAAGAUGAGGAAGAUGAGGAGGAGGUAGAAGGAGAAGAGGAUGAGGAUGAAGUCAGUGGAGAAGAUGAGGUAACACUGCCCAAAGAAAGAAAUGGUGCCCUCUUUUUUUUUCCCCCUCUAAAGAGCAGAUAAGGAAAUCUUAAAUUCAUUUUAUUAACAAAGUUGGAGCAAUUUUAAAAUGUUAAAUAAAUGUAAAGUGGCAUGUAUAUUGUGAGAGUGUGUAUAAGCUUUAACCACAGCCUCUAUCUCUAAUAACCAUUACACAUUAUAUCCUUAUUGCAAUACUGAACAAUGUAAUUGCACAUAGCACGUUUUCAUUAUGUCCUGCAGACCUAGUCUGUAAGCCAGGGGGAGGUUUAUAUUUGAAAUAACACAUACAAUUUUGUGGUCCAAGGAGGAAGAUUUUGGCCAGGAUGGGGAGGUGGAUGAUGAAGACGAAGAUGAAGAUGAAGACGAUGAUGGUAUGUAUCUUCUCCAUGGUACACCAAUCACGUGUUAAUAGAGCAACCCAAUGAUUUAUCUCAUCACGUGAAUAUUCUUGAGGGAUGUGAUUCUUAUGGUUUUAUUCAGAAUUUUGAGUUUUUCACUCUAAAGGGGUCUAAAUUUCAGAGUAUCUAUGCUAAUGUAUAUGAUAACCCCAGCUUGUUUAUUUUAAAUCAACAGUGGUGAGCCAUGGUAGCUGUUUAUGCAUCUGUAGUGCUCUGCAUUAUCUAUAAAGAUAUGACCGUAGCCUUUAGCUGUUGGCUUUGUGAACAACAAAGCGCUAAUGAAAUAUUACAUGGUUAUUUCUGUGAAGCCUGGUUCAUACCUCUAUGUUGACUCUAUGCUGUGGUGGCCAACGCCAUCAUCAGCACCACAUACUUGAGCAUUGAAUGCUGACUGCUGCCCUGCAGUGCUUGGCACAAACGCCAGCUGGCAGAGCGAUUUCUAUACCAGUCGUAUUGGCAGUUUCCAGAUACAUUCUCUGCUUGUUUUUGCACAGAACAUCAUGGCAACUCCAAGACUACUAUCUGAACAUGUUUCAUCAGAGUUACAGUGCUUUUUAGUAGUCCAGUUAAAGGCUUUCAGUCUACAUUGUUUCAACCCCUAAGUAACAUUUUUGAGGAGGUGCUUGUCAGGCUACAUUGGAUGCUUUGGGGGUAGAUUUGACAAAGCAUACACCAAGUUGGAUGUGUAAUCAGUCUAAAGUUGCCACAAUAGAGGUUUUUCAUCACAGACAAAUCAUUUGCUUAAACUCCAGUUUAUAGCCUGUGAACUCGAGCAUCUGAGCAGAGAAAGGCCUCCUUAAUUCCUUAAUUGUGGAUGAUACAGAUAGCUGUCUGACACGUUUAUUUGAAGUUCAUGAUCCUGUAACAUUAUAAUGUCCACCAAAUGUGAUAGUGAUCUUUCUUGAACAAAGUUCACACUCCCUACAAUCCUGCAAGAGACACUAUUGCUAAAAGAUUCAAGUUUAUCAUGUUCAAUCCAUGUGAAGAAGCCGCUGUAUUGAAGCGAUGGACAAAGAAUUCAUUUAGCAUGUUACUAUAUAAUUCCAAGUUUUCUGCUGUGUAUAUAAAGCUGAAGUUUAGCUUUUGCACCACGGAUACCACAGGACAUUAACUUCCCCUUUGCCCCUAGAAGCAGAAACUGGUAAAGGUGAGAAGAGAAAGCGAGACCCAGAGGAUGAGGACGAUGACGACGAUGAUGAAGACGACGACUAAGACGACGAUUAAGAGCUAACUGAAAACGAGAGCCUACCGAGUUACCCUUCCUACCCUCCCGACGUCCCCCCUCCUUCAACUCGCACCGCCUUUGUAAUCCACGUCUACCCCCCAGCUCCAAGCUCUUUUUAUGGGGCAAGACUGUACCGGAUGGGUGGGCCAAGUGGAGCUGACCCUUCCCUUCUUUCUUUUUUUUUUUUCUCCCCACAUGGAACUGAGAGCCACCCAACACCCUCCGCCUCACCCAACCCACGCCCCCCAGAGGUUCUCAGGCAGCCCAGCACUCAGCAUUCCACAAUUUCACUGUCAAUCCCUCUUUACGUAAUCCCAUAUGAGGACUUUGGGACUGGUAUCUAGUUUUGGGUCUGUGCUUUUAAUAUUUUGUUGGAUGAAUUAUUUUUUGUUGUUGGGUUUAUUAUUUCUCAUUUUUGUCUUUUAUUUUUUUCUGUUCCUUAUUUUUUUCCCAAUAAAAUUAUUGCUAUAGCAGCUGUGCAACCAGCAAGCCAUGAUUUUUAGUGUGGCUGCCUGUUGCACAAAUCAAGGUUGUAGCUACAUUUUUACUUUCUGUAUGACAAAAAAAAAAAAGAAAAAAAAAACAACAACUUUGUAAAUAAAAUGUUAACAUUUUGUGCUUUUCUCUCUCAAUCUCCCUUGUUUCUCUGGUAUCCCAAAUUGAAUUCUAUUUUUUCCAAGCAAUUUUGCCUUUAUUAGAGAAGACUGCUGUAGGGACAAAGGAAAUGUGGGGUGUAGAGAGGACUACAUGUACUGAAAAGUACAGUAUGUCCAGAGUACACAAGGCAUGCUAGGCCAAUCAGCACCUAGACCUCUAAUUAAUUUGAAAGGAUUUUAAGUACAUUGAUCACAUGGCCAUUUUUUUGUUGUCGACCCUUACCACUUUGUCUUUAAUAUGUUCUUUGCAUGGAUGGCAACUUUGAACAGUACGCAGAAUAGAUGUUUAUCUAUUUUGCAUUCAGAGAAAAGCUCCCUUUCACACCUGCAUGGUGUUGAUUUUGGAAAAAAAUUUACCUUUUCUGCAAAAGUUGCUAAGAUUCAUUCUUUUCUUUUUCAUAACUUCCACUCCAAAACUCUCAAAUGGCUUAAUAAGGCUUUUGAAAUUUAGAAUUUAUCUUUAUAUAUCUUUUCUACUGUGUGUCUUUUUAUUUUACAAGUCCUAUAUACAAAAUGGCCUUCACCUUGGGAGAGUUUCCCUUCCUCUGGCUAAACUGAGAAUGCAAUAUUAGAAACAAGUUUUCGGAUUUUUUCAUCCCUGUCUCUUGUUUGUAACAGACAUUUGGGAGAGAAGAAUCAGCCCACAAUUACAGGUCUGAGGAAAAAAUACGACAACUUGUUUAGAGUGCUUUUUUUUUAACCUUUCCUAUCUUUUAGACAAAAAAAAAAGAUCUGUCCUCCCAUAUAAAGUGGAGCCUGUGAUUUCAUGUGGCCUUCUUACUCUGAAUGGACACAAAUGCAGGUGAGUACAGUUUGAGAACAGACUUGGAAAAUAUGCAAAUCAAUCCUUGUGACUUUUUCUGCAAGAUUGAUGAAGCCUGUAACGAUUUAUACUGUGAAUAAAAUUGAGUCAUCAGUCAAAUUCA
Molecule: messenger RNA, 8189 nt
Organism: Xyrichtys novacula (pearly razorfish)
Lineage: Eukaryota; Metazoa; Chordata; Actinopteri; Labriformes; Labridae
Source: the annotation of a GenBank genome assembly